AUGAAAAAUCAAGAGAAAGAGAAUGAUGUGGUGGAACCUACAAGGCAACACAACUUUCAGUACAAUGUCAGCGACUUGUACGACUCAUUUGAGUUCAAACAAAUGACCAUACAACUCAACAAGGCCUUUGAGAACUCAAGUGCAUCUUCACCAGCUUGCCAAGAAAUGAAGCACAAACUCAACAGGACCAUUCAUGCCUCUGGUGCCUCAUCGCCAGACUUGUACGACUCGUUUGAGUUUAAACAGAUGACCGUACAACUCAACAAAGCCAUUGAGAACUCAAGUGCUUCUUCACCAGCUUGCCAAGAAAUGAAGCACAGACUCAUCAAGACCAUUCAUGGCACUGGUGCCUCAUUGCCAGACUUGUACGACUCGUUUGAGUACGAAGAAGUGAAGCACAAACUCAACAGGACCAUUCAUGCCUCUGGUGCCUCAUCGCCAGAGUUGUACGACUCGUUUGAGUUUAAAGAGAUGACCGUACAACUCAACAAAGCCAUUGAGAACUCAAGUGCUUCUUCACCAGCUUGUCAAGAAAUGAAGCACAAACUCAUCAAGACCGUUCAUGGCUCUGGUGCCUCAUCGCCAGACUUGUACGACUCGUUUGAGUCCGAAGAAGUGAAGCACAAACUCAUCAAGACCAUUCAUGGCUCUGGUGCCUCAUCACCAGACUUGUACGACUCGUUUGAGUACAAACAGAUGACCACACAACUCAACAAAGCCAUUGAGAACUCAAGUGCUUCUUCACCAGCUUGCCAAGAAAGGAAGCACAAACUCAACCAGACCAUUCAUGGCUCUGGUGCCUCAUCGCCAGCUUAUGUCUUCCACCUAAAUUCCCCCUUUUAUCGGCAUCACCUGAACCGUAUCUAUAAAGAAAGCAAUAAGACACCAAGAAUGAUUUCAUGUCCACGAGUUGCAGACAAACAAGCAAGUGGAAGAGGAAUAAGAGAAAAGGGUUUCGUCAAUCGUCUAUGGUUGAAGGUUAAAAAAGGUUUGCUAUGGAGAAAACAAUGA
Messenger RNA from Lathyrus sativus (Indian pea), 1011 nucleotides. The record is from the annotation of a GenBank genome assembly. NCBI's taxonomy places the organism in Eukaryota, Viridiplantae, Streptophyta, Magnoliopsida, Fabales, Fabaceae.